This is a messenger RNA of Pisolithus orientalis, 4145 nucleotides long. RefSeq lists its product as uncharacterized. Gene Ontology annotation, molecular function: protein binding. The transcript has 2 exons. The record is from RefSeq and is a predicted model, not a curated record. Lineage: Eukaryota; Fungi; Basidiomycota; Agaricomycetes; Boletales; Pisolithaceae. The coding region runs from base 297 to 4082 and encodes 1261 amino acids.
CUAAAUCAUGCAGAUGUGGAGGUACGAUUUUAUUUUUGUCUAUAGUGCAGUUGCCUGUUUUGAGUAGUCGACUUGGAAUGCGUGGGUGGGCGCUCAUUGAAGUGAGGUUGCUUCCCUUGCGCUACCACUGAGCCUGAGCUUUACUGCUAAAUUCUUGCGGAAACCUGGUUGCAGCCUCCCUUUCUGUACCAUUUCUACGUUAUUUCUUCGCAGGCGAAGAUCUCACUCAGCGGUUUCGUGCUUGGAAUUUGCUACGGGUCCCGCCGUGCAUCUCCUCCAGCGGUUGCAACCAAGCAAUGUCAGAAUAUGACAGGGAGGUCACUCGGUUGCGGGCAGCAUUGAAUCUUCGUCGCCCGGGAGAUCAUCAUCGGUUUACGGUUAUGCGAAACCUUUCUGGUGUCUUGGGGGACAGAUAUGCUCAAUACGGUGCAGCGGCAGACUUAGAGGAGUCAAUUGUCCUCGGCCGUGUGGCGCUGGAAUUGCAACCGUUGGGACAUCCAGAGCGGUCCAACUCACUGGAUAAUCUCGCAGUUCGCCUCCAUAACCGGUUCCAGAGAGAAGGUAUCGUUGGUGAUUUAGAAGAAGCCAUUUCAUCUGGACGAGCUGCCUUGGAACUUCGACCGCCAGGGAAUAGUGACCGAUCCUUUUCUCUUCACAACCUUGCUACGUUUCUUUCGACACGGUAUUCGAGAGGGGGUGGAAUGGAUUAUUUGGAGGAGGCAAUCACGCUCGGAUACUCGGGACUAGAGCUGCACCCACCUGGGCAUCCUUUCCGGGCCUUCUCUCUUCUAAGUCAGUCGACUUACCUUCAUACACGGUUUAGGGUAGAGGGCAGGAUGUCAGACUUAGAGGAAGCGGUUGCACUCGGUCGAGCUGCUUUAGAUCUUUGCCCACCUGGCCAUUUCUGCCACCCUUCCGCUCUCUGCAAUUUCGCAUCGAUCCUUGAUGGUCGGUUUACGAGUUUGGGCGAAAUAUCAGACUUAGAUGCGGCCAUUACCCUCUCGCGCACUGGAUCGGAAAUGACUCCGCCACAGCAUCGGUUGCAUGCGUUUAACCUUCAUAUCCUUGCGGGCUGUCUUUGUAGCAGGUUUAAGAAGCUGGGUGAAAUAACUGAUCUGCAUAAUGCUAGCGGCCGAGCCCGAGCAGCGUUGGCCUCGACCUUGGAGCAAAGCCCUGACCGGCCGCGUGUUCUCUGUAUGCUUUCGCACUGUCUCAGCCAAUCGUACAGGGUCCAGGGAGAAGUGGCUGAUGCGGAAGGAGAGGAAGCUGUCGCUCUUGGGGAAGCUGCUCUGCAACUCACUCUGCCGGACUGUCCGGAGAGACCACUAGCUCUUUGCACCCUUGCAAAAGCGGUUUGGUAUAGAUCCGAACAGCGAAGUUCAAUGGUUGAUUUGGAAAGGGCCAUAAAGCUUGUACAAGAUGCACUGGAGCUCAGUUCACCGAAGUGUCCUCUGCACCCAGUAUACCUUGGUCUGCUCGCAAAUUGCUUCUAUGACAAAUUCCGACAAGAAGGCAUUCUAGCCAAAUUAGAUGAGGCCACGACGCUUUCAAGAACUGCGCUGGAGCUCACCUUGCCAGGUCAUCUCUAUCGGCCAUUCUGUCUCGACACUCUUGUGAGCUGUCAUUGGCAGAGUUUCCAACGACGGUCAGUUCUCUCCGACUUGAAGGAGGCAGUUAUGCUGCGACAAGCAGUAGUGGAACUCCGCCCAGUGGGACACCCUGACUCUGUUGCACCGCGGAACAGCCUCGCAUCGAGCAUCCAAGAUUGGUUUCAGAAACAUGACACAAGCACUGAAUUGGAUAAUGUGAUCACACGUGGACGCCUCAUCCUGGAUCUGUGCCCGCGGGGAUAUCCGGAUCGUACUGUAGCUGUUGAGAGUCUGUCGACUUGUCUUAGGAAGAGGUUCCGCAAGCAAGGCACAAUCGGUGAUCUUGACGAGGGCAUUGCGCUGUGUAAGGAGGCUGCAGAACUGUGCCCAUCAGAUUGCCCCGCACGUUCCUCCUUACUCCAUGAAUUGGCGCUCUGCCUCAGUGAAGGGUCCGAAAGACCAAAUGCUGCGUUGGAGGAAGCAAUCGCUGUUGAGAAGGCUGCACUUGUACUUCGUCCACCCGGGCACCCCAGACGUGCUGAGUCGCUCCAGACUCUGGCACUUUUUCUGAGGAACUGGUGCAGGGAUACAAAUGGUGAUUUAGAAGAGGCAACACUGCAUGGCCGAGCGGCAUUGGGACUCUGUUCACCGGACCAUCCUACUCGGCCUUCCUGCCUUCAUACCCUUGCGCUUUGCCUUCGCGACAGGUACCAGAAGCAGAAUAUGAGUGCCGAUAUCGAUGAGGCCGUCACAUUGCUUCGAGCGGCUUUGGAGUUACGUCCCCAAGGACAUCCGGAUCAACCUUCUACGUUGCAUGAACUUGCGGUGUGUCUUAACUGCAGGUUCGAAAAGCAGGGUACUGUGGCCGACUUAGACGACGUCAUUGCACUUGAACAAUCAGCACUGGAUCUUUGCCUUCCAGGAUCUCCUGACUAUGUGAUUUCUCUCUCUUGCCUGGCACGCUUCAUCCAAGCAAAGACGAGGAAGCAACGGGUGGGGACGCGUCCGUAUUUAGGUCCUCAGGGUGGGCGAACGAUCAUGGAAGUCGCAUUUGAAUGUCUCGAAAUGAUUCCGAAGCGACUCCUGAAUGUACGUACCGGCAUGCUCUACGACCGGGAUGCACAACUAUCAAGUUUCGAGAGCAGCUGUCAAUAUGAAGAACUAUUGUCGUCUGCCGCAAGAUAUGGUUCUUAUCAGCAAAUUAGCCGCGUUCGUUCAGCGAUCCAUGCCCACUUCCAGUAUGUUAUGCUUUCACACAUACGGGGUAAAAGCGAGUCGUCGUUGCGUGACAUCGAAGGUCACUCUGUUUACAACCUAGCUGGGGGAGAUGGUCUGUCAAAGCUCCAAGCAUUUUGCACUGUCGUUUCGCAGCGAGGCUACUUGUGGGCGUGGAGCGACACAUGUUGUAUUGACAGGGACAACGUCAUGGAACUACAGGAGACGAUCGAGUUGAUGUUUUCAUGGUACCGGCGGUCCGCUUUGACGUUGGUCUAUCUAUCAGACGUUGCGGAACCUGGUUCGCUCUGUCGCAGUACUUGGCCAAGGAGAAGUUGGACACUCUUAGAGUUACUGGCGCCCCGCACCGUACUGUUCUACAUGAAAGAUUGGUCGCCUUACGUGGGCCGCAAGUCGUCUAACCAUAAAACGGAUUCGACUUUCCUCUAUGAACUGGAGAAGGCGACAGGGAUAGCAUCGCGCUACCUCACUGAUUUUCAUCCAGGCAUCGACGAGGCCCGAUUACGGCUGCAGUGGGUGUCGGCGCGUUGCACAACCCUACCUGAGGACACGGCGUACGCGCUGUUUGGAAUUUUUGGGCUCCAUUUGCCUAUACAUUAUGGAGAAUCUGCCGAGAUAGCCCUUGGACGUCUCCUGGCAGAAAUAAUCUCGCAGUCCCGGGACAUCUCCAUCUUGGAUUGGGUUGGAAAGCCUUCAUCGUUCCAUAGCUGUUUCCCAGCGAGCAUCACCUCAUAUGCGGCGUCCUUCCUGCCACAGCCAUUUCUGGAAAAGCCUACAUCACGGCUGUUGUUGAAGGUGUGGAAACGCGUGACCAAAAGAGCUGCAUGCAAGAAGUAUCGUUCUCUGUCCAACUUGACCUUGCCACAAUUCUACAAUCAGACACUCAAAUUACCGUGUGUUGUUCAUCGCAUAAAACUGGUGAAAUUGAUGCAAGUGGAUUCUCGCACUGCACAUUAUUCCUACCAGAUUCAAUUGGCUGGGUUGAAGCCUCUGGAACUUACAUUAUCGGAAAUGCUCAAGGAUGGAUCUGAGCAGUCGAGGGUAAAGCUCCCAUAUAUUUUAGUUCGUCCUUGGCAUUCAAGCUCGUUGGAGGAAAAUGAUGCAGGCUAUGAGCAGUGGCUGGAACAGCUAUUCAUUGCACUGCUGUUGAUGGAACUACCACAUAAUCAAUACAAGAGGAUUGCAUCUUUUUGCCGCAUUGUUGCUUACCCGGUGGAUAUCUUGGCAGGCGAGGUCACUACUUUGACUGUAGUGUAAGUAGCAGCAGUGGUGAGAUAAUUGUGCCAUUGAGCUGCAGACAAACAGGCCUAACAAGUCUAG